CAUUCUCGUGAACGCGCAUCCCGAUCCUUACGUCACUGAAGCGCCCUGGCUCGGGAUCUACUGGUAGUGCUGGCAAUAGAGGAGAAAAUAUCAACUGCUCCGAAAAGAGGCAUUUUCUAUCGGUUGUAACGGUUCCUCAACGGAUAACGGUUCUAUCUGACGCCGGAUACGGAUAAUUGACAUAACUGGACUAACCGAAUUUAUGAGAAGAAGAUCAUUGCCUCAUCCCAGGACCCAUGGACUAAAUGGAUGUUAAAACCACCUUUCUCGCCAAGUUUACCACUCAUCAUAGUCCAAUCAUCAUAGUCCAAUCAUCCAGGAAAUGUAGGAUCUUUGAACAUGAACAAUCUGUUCCUCUCCUUCAGCUGAGACAGACUGCCAGUCAGUAACCACAUAGUGUAACACUCUCUGUAUCAGGGCACUGUAGUCCACAUCUUUUGGAGGAUCACUUAGUCUCAGUAUCUCACCUUUAACCCCUCACCCCCAGCCCUUAACCCCUGACCCCUAACCAUGUACGGCAGCUCCCGCUCCGUUACCAAGAUGGAGGGCAACAAUGGCAGCAGUCAGAGUCCCGGUCGCUCCCCCUGCCUGCCCCGCUCCCCGCGCCUCGGCCACCGUCGCACCAACAGUACAGGAGGCCCCGGGGGAAAGACCCUCUCCAUGGAGAACAUCCAGUCUCUGAACGCGGCCUAUGCCGCCUCCGGACCCAUGUACCUCAGUGACAACGAGGUCAUCUCUCAACAGACCCAGGCCUAUCCCAACCCCAACCACGACCCUAGCCUGCCCAAGAGCACCAUGACCCUGGGUCGCUCCGGAGCAAAGCUCCCUUACGGCGUCCGGACAACCGCCAUGGGCUCCAACCCCAACAUCAGCCAGGGAGGUGGAGGCUCGUCCAUGCCCAGUGACAGCAUCGCGUUUGGGUGUGACCACGUGUCCUCGUCCCAGUCCAGCCUCCAGCAGGCAUCCACGGUGCCUCACUCUUUACGCCAAACCAGAGACAACACCAUCAUGGACCUCCAGACCCAGCUGAAGGAGGUGCUGAGGGAGAACGAGCUCCUCCGGGGGGAGGUGGAUGUGAAGGAGAGCAAGCUGAGCUCUUCCAUGAACUCCAUCAAGACAUUCUGGAGCCCCGAGCUGAAGAAGGAGAGAGCUCUGAGGAAGGACGAGGUGUCCAAGAUCUCUGUCUGGAAGGAGCAGUACAGAGCGGUACAGGACGAGACUCAGCUCACAGUCAGCCAGAGAUCUGCCUUCCGCCUCAGAUGUUUCCCCUCCGGCUGUGUGAGCGUGUGA
Molecule: messenger RNA, 1290 nt
Organism: Oncorhynchus masou masou (cherry salmon)
Lineage: Eukaryota; Metazoa; Chordata; Actinopteri; Salmoniformes; Salmonidae
Product: ELKS/Rab6-interacting/CAST family member 1-like
Exons: 4
Coding region: 511-1290 (259 amino acids)
Biological process (GO): neuromuscular synaptic transmission; maintenance of presynaptic active zone structure; regulation of synaptic plasticity
Cellular component (GO): cytoskeleton of presynaptic active zone
Molecular function (GO): structural constituent of presynaptic active zone
Source: RefSeq, a predicted model, not a curated record